Vespa crabro (European hornet) is the source of this 2712-nucleotide messenger RNA. RefSeq names its product elongation of very long chain fatty acids protein AAEL008004-like. Lineage: Eukaryota; Metazoa; Arthropoda; Insecta; Hymenoptera; Vespidae. Gene Ontology annotation, cellular component: endoplasmic reticulum membrane. The coding region runs from base 590 to 1444 and encodes 284 amino acids. The transcript has 5 exons. Gene Ontology annotation, biological process: sphingolipid biosynthetic process; fatty acid elongation, polyunsaturated fatty acid; fatty acid elongation, saturated fatty acid. The record is from RefSeq and is a predicted model, not a curated record. Gene Ontology annotation, molecular function: fatty acid elongase activity.
UGUUCUUCAUGCAGUUGCUUGGAGACUUUCGGCGCGGCUUCUUAAUUCCGAAAGAAUACUAUCUUUUCUUCGCUAAUUUUCUUUUAUCGUCACUUUAUCAUCAAUUCAUUUGUUUAAUCAACGAAAUUACAAUUUUUGUCUUCGAACGGUAGACAACUCUUUUUAUCGAAAUCAAUAUCCAAUCCUUUUAUCUAUUGCUUUAUUAUCUACGUAUUACAAACGGUGUAUUUUCAAAUAAAAUAAAUAGACAAAAGAAGAAGAAGAAGAAGUACAAUAGGAAGAAGAAAAAAGAAGAUAAGUGCUUUUCGCGAUUUGUUCGACAAACAUUAAUCCAAGAUUAAACGUAGUGUUGUGUUUUCGAUAGUGUUUUUUUGCACUAAUUAAUAACGGAGAUAGAAGAAACACACAAAUUGGAAAAUGGACAAGAUGGACAUUCUGACAAUGGCAUUGGAAGAUGAUCGUUCGCUAUGCUUGCGAACGUAAUCCAUUUGGUGGAUUAUCAUAACGGUCGAUCAUUACUUAAGUCGACGGACGAUUAGAGAGAGAGAGAGAGAGAGAGAGAGAGAGAGAGAGAGAGAGAGAGAGAGAGAUGUCGGGUCUCGUGGAAUGGUAUAAGGAUUUAAUGUACAAUAGAAAUGCUAACACGUUACGUUUUUUAGAUCCGAGAACGAAAGAUUGGUUCUUGAUAUCGGGACCAGGUCCGAUAUUGACCAUCCUCAUUACCUACUUAUACUUUUCUCUAUCGGCUGGACCGAGAUAUAUGAGGGACAAAAAGCCAUAUAAUUUGAAGAAUACGCUGAUUGUUUACAAUUUUAUCCAAGUAUUGGUCAGCAUAUACAUCGUUUACGAAGGUUUGAUGUCAGGAUGGUUCCGCCAUUACAGUUUUUAUUGUCAACCGGUCGAUUACUCGAACGAUCCAGUAGCAUUAAGAAUGACUCGAGGCGUAUACAUGUACUUCGUAUGCAAACUGAUCGAACUACUGGACACGGUGUUCUUCGUUCUACGAAAGAAGGAGAAGCAAAUAUCGUUCUUACACCUCUAUCAUCAUGGGCUAAUGCCUUUUGCCGCUUGGAUCGCCGUUAAAUGGCUACCUGGUGGACACGUGACCUUGCUCGGCGUUAUCAACUCUUUCAUACAUAUCAUCAUGUAUACCUAUUACAUGCUCACUGCCUUUGGACCACAGAUGCAGCCCUAUCUUUGGUGGAAGAAAUAUCUGACGAGUUUGCAACUCUUGCAAUUCGUAAUAAUCGGCAUUCACAGCAGUCUAGUUCUAUUUAACGAUUGCAAUUUUCCAAAAUUCCCGAUUGUUCUCUUGAUCAUCAAUGCUUUUGUCUUCAUAUAUCUCUUCGGCUCGUUUUACGUUACCUCCUAUACGAAAUCUCACAACGUUGAGAAGAAAUAUGAGCAAAACGAUAGUGAGAUAGUUAAAGAUAAAUCGAAUUGAGAAAGUGAAACUCGGAGGGAAAAAAGAUUUAACAAUCUUACAAGAGAAACAAUCUUUUCAAGGAUUAAACGUCGAGAUAUAUAUGCGUGCCUAUUCGACGAGUACAUGUCGAACUUCUAAAAGGAUACUAAAAAGAUAUAAAACCAUUUUUAGGAGAAAAGAAAAAUCAAAUUAUAUUUUAUUAGCUACGGCUAGAUCAGAAUUUCGAUAUUUCGGUAUAAUGAGGUUUAUAAUUAAAUGUUCUUACAUAAUAUUCCUUAGACACUAAUUGGCCAAGUAUCUUAUUAGCCGGGACAACGAAAUCAGAUUAUCUAUUACUAGUCUAAUGACUAACUUCGCGACGUUAUUCGUUUCGUACUUAGAUAACGUUUCGUGCAUACCAUCUAUUGGUUGGACAUUCAGUUACAAUAAUAUUCUUUUAAGGGCGCGAUAUCUUAUAUACAGCAAAUAUGUCAAUUUAAUGUCUUUCAAUUGUACAAUAUUAAUUGGACAAUCAUCGGUAAUAAUUAAACGCAACUUCUUUUUUGCUCUCCUUGACGUUUCAUUGUUUUUCUAUUGCGACAAUUUUUCGUCAUAUCCAUCCUUUUCGCGAUCGAAUCGGAAAAACAAAGGAUAAUUCUACGAUACCAUUUCAUAGGUAGACAAAGCUUUUAAACGACAACCAGAGAUAUGUAAAUACCUCUAUUCUACCUACUCCUGUCCUAUAGCCUGCACGCCAUUUGUUUUUAACCAGGAAGAAGCGAUGGCUAGUGAAGUUAAGUAAUGGAGGAACGGAUUGAGCGAUGGGGGAUAGACGUUGCUCAUGACUGCUUAUGACUGUCGUUACUUAUUAUUAUUAUCAGAAUACUCAACCUGACUUUGGCGUAACUUUACAAACGUAAAUAUAGAAAAAUAAAAUAAAGAGAAUAAAGAGAAAAAUAGAAACGUUAAAAAAUCGUAUUGCGUUCAUCAAAUUGUCGAGAAAUUCUUUAUUUUACGCAAAUAGGAUGCCAUUUUGCAUAAGCAAAAUUUUUACCCUUUUAGAAGUCUAGUGCCAGCCCAACUAGUGUGAGGAACCAUUGUACCGUUUAUGUCGUCGACACUUUCUUAAAAGUAUCUCCCGAUUCUGAUAUCGUUUCUCAGAUAUAUAAACAAUUCGUGAAAUUAUCUGAAAAUAGAUAUUGAAAUUAUUAUUCGAGGAAUCGCUCCAAAAUCGCGACGAUUUUUGUCGUUACAGUUUGUAUGUUUUUAUCUCUCUAUCUAUCGACUAAUAAAUAUUGCAAUUAUUA